Molecule: messenger RNA, 1077 nt
Organism: Morchella sextelata
Lineage: Eukaryota; Fungi; Ascomycota; Pezizomycetes; Pezizales; Morchellaceae
Exons: 2
Coding region: 1-1077 (358 amino acids)
Cellular component (GO): plasma membrane
Source: RefSeq, a predicted model, not a curated record
AUGAGUGCCAUUGAACCCAUCAAGACUACAGAAAACGCCUCAAGCAGCGGCGGCUAUGGUGCCACUUCUUCGAACACAAACCCUCUAAAGAGGUCGUCUGACACUGGUGCACCUCUCAUCAGCGUGCAACCAGCAAAACGCAGCGAUCUACAGCCAUCAUAUGCCCAGUUGCUUCCCGAUGACAAUGACGCUUCCACUACUGGAUGGUAUGGAUCUAUGAUCAGCACUCUUGGUUCUACUAUUGGAUUUCUGGGCGCAAUCCCUUGUUGUAUUAUCUGCCCCAAUCCGUAUAAGCCCGUCCAGCAGGGUCACGUUGGUCUCGUUACCCGUUACGGCCGUUUCCAUCGCGCAGUCGACCCUGGUCUCGUCAAGAUCAACCCUCUAUCUGAGACCCUCGUGUCUGUCGAUGUCAAGAUUCAGAUCUGUGAAGUUCCCCAGCAAGUCUGCAUGACUAAGGACAACGUUACAGUUCAUCUUACUUCUGUGAUCUACUACCAUAUCAACUCACCACACAAGGCCACUUUUGGAAUCACAAACGUUCGCCAAGCCCUCAUUGAGCGCACCCAGACAACUCUCCGCCAUGUUGUUGGCGCUCGUGUGCUUCAGGAUGUAAUAGAGCGUCGUGAGGAGAUUGCACAAAGCAUCGCAGAAAUAAUCGAGGAUGUUGCUACGGGAUGGGGUGUUCAGGUUGAGAGCAUGCUUAUUAAGGAUAUCAUUUUCUCCCGCGAGCUUCAGGACUCCCUCUCUAUGGCCGCCCAGAGCAAGCGUAUCGGAGAAUCUAAGAUUAUUGCAGCCCGCGCUGAAGUCGAGUCUGCAAAGCUGAUGCGUCAAGCCGCUGAUAUCCUUUCCAGCGCUCCGGCCAUGCAGAUCAGACAGCUCGAGGCAAUGCAGGCUAUGGCCAAAUCUGCAAACUCUAAGGUCAUCUUUAUGCCAACUUCCAACCCUGGACUUCAACACCAACUUCGCACACGAUUGGGCGAGAGCUCUGCCUCUAGCCCGACUCUCGAGAACUUUGGCGAUGAUUUUGACCCUGAUAUGCAGAGGGCCAUCAAUACCCAUAUAGUCUCAGAGUUGUAA